AUGAACGACCCAAUCACUAUACCAUUAUGGGACGGGAAACAAAUCGUCGAGAAGGUUGUGACGUAUUACAUCCACAACGACAAGCAUAUUCUCCAAAUAGGACACAAAACUCCAAUUAUCCUUGAGAGUACUUUAAUGCGACUCAAUCCAAAAGACAAAGGCUUGUCUCCAGAGCAAAUACCUCUCAGUUUCUGUUUGAUCUACGAUGAUACCAAGACAUUUGUCUUUCAAUCGAAGACAGUCUAUCGCUCAUGGGUAAACAAGAUAUCAGUGUCCACAUUAAACAUUGGGGUCUUUGGGUUUCCUCUCUCCGUUGGUAUUAAGAAGUCUGGAUGGUAUAUCCCCAAUCCAAUAUACAGAAGUGUUCAGUAUUUGCGAAAGAACGACGGUGUGAAUACGCAGGGCAUUUUCCGGAUGACUGCGGGGAUGGAACAACUUGAGAAAUUGCGUGCUAUUGUCGAUGACGAUGAAGACUUGCGAUUUGAGAGUCGAGACGACGACUGUAUAGUUGCUGCGUCCUUUUUAAAGUAUUAUUUAAGGACUUUACCAGACUCAGUGAUACCGUCUCGUUACUUAUUAGACUUCAUUAAUCUUCCAAAACAACGAAUGAUCAAUAACAAAUUCAUCAUGUCAUUACCCGAAGAGAAUCAGAAUGUGUUGUGGUACAUCUUUUCAUUUUUGGAUGAGGUCGUCCAGAAGAAGCACAUCAACAAAAUGAAUGAAUACAAUAUGGCCACAUGCAUUUGUCUUGUACUGUGCUCGUGUCCGGAACAAGAUGUUCUUGUCACUGGAAAGCUGAUAGAGUCGGUUAUGUAUUUGUUAAAUCAUUUCAACGAAAUGUUCGCGGACGUCGCGCUGAGGAACUGCGACAAAAUGUCUGAGCCGGAAAUGCCCGCGUUUUUUAAUCCACAUAUCGACGUCGCUGACUUCAAGAAUUCAGUCAAGAGCGAGUUAAAGAAGAGAAAUCAUAGAAGAUCUUUAACAUCGACUCUUCCACUCAACCCAAAUACUUUUGAAGGAAGACACACACCACAAACACCAAAGUCGGUUGAGUAUAAAUGUGUCCUUAAAACACUAACGCCACGAGGGUCGAGUGAGUUUAAGACACAUCGACUCAACAUUACACAAACCAAUCCACAGUUACUCUCAAAGAACCAACCAUUCAUUAUGUCCUCAGAAACAAGAAGUGUCAUCGUUGGCACACCAAGAUUUAAGAACGAAGUCUGUCUGCGAUAUGAUGUAGAAAAUUGA
Messenger RNA from Entamoeba invadens IP1, 1251 nucleotides. RefSeq lists its product as hypothetical. The record is from RefSeq and is a predicted model, not a curated record. Lineage: Eukaryota; Evosea; Mastigamoebida; Endamoebidae. The coding region runs from base 1 to 1251 and encodes 416 amino acids. Gene Ontology annotation, biological process: regulation of GTPase activity; signal transduction. The transcript has a single exon. Gene Ontology annotation, cellular component: cytoplasm.